Messenger RNA from Pristis pectinata (smalltooth sawfish), 5008 nucleotides. Its product is annotated as interferon-inducible GTPase 5-like. The transcript has 3 exons. Gene Ontology annotation, molecular function: GTP binding. The coding region runs from base 1734 to 2969 and encodes 411 amino acids. NCBI's taxonomy places the organism in Eukaryota, Metazoa, Chordata, Chondrichthyes, Rhinopristiformes, Pristidae. The record is from RefSeq and is a predicted model, not a curated record. Gene Ontology annotation, cellular component: membrane.
AUGUGACCAACCAUGUAGACCCUCUCUCUGUGCUGGCUGCUCCCCUGUGGUACUCUCUGCCAGUUCUGGAGCCUCUCCUGUAGACCACUCUGCAGCUUCUGGAGCUCCCUUGCCUUUCUGUCUUUGUCACCCGUUGUCUGCAGCCCGGGGGCCCGGACUCCCUCAUUUCUGCGAAACCAUGACCUAGCUCCACUUCGCUUCGUGCCGCCGAUCCAAGUUCUGGGAACCGCAUUCGGGACACCGCUCAGGGAGGUGGUCACACGGCAGGUUCAGUCAGAUACGUGGGUGACGGCAGUCGGGGCAGGCAGGUUAUGCAGGAGUCUCCUGGGGCUGUUCCGCUCUCCAACAAGUAGACCGAAUGGUCGUAAUGGGGGCACGGAAAGAGGUCCUUCGGCACAACUAGUCCAUGCCAACCAAGAUUCCCAAUCCAAGCUAGUUCCAUUUGCCAGCAUUUGGCCUUUUAAAACUUUCCAAGCCACCUACCUGUCCAACUGUCAUUUAAAAGUUAUUAUUGUACCUGCUGAACUGCAUCCUCCGGCAGCUGAUUGCAUACAGACACCACCCUUUGUGUAAAAAAAAACUUGCCCCUCAAUGUCCUCUUAAAUCUUUCCCUCUCAGCUUAAAGCUUUGCCCUCUGACACUUUAAUCCCCAACUUUGGGAAACCGGCUGUGUGCAUUCACCCUAUCUAUGCCCCUCAUGAUUUUAUACACCUGCGUAAUAUCACCUCUCAGUCUAAGGAAUAAAGUCCUAGUCUGCCCAACCUCUCCCUAUUACUCAGUCCCUCAAGUACCGGCAACAUCAUUGUAAAUCCUUUCUGCACUCUUUACAGUUUACUGACGCAUUUCCGAUUGCAGGGUGACCAAACCUGAAUACAGUUCUCCAAGUGUGGCCUCACCAGCGUCCUGUACAACUGCAACAUGACCAACCAUUUUUUAUGCUCACUGUUCUGACUGAUGAAGGCCCGUAUGCCAAAAGCCUUCUUCACCACGCUGUCAACCUGUGACUCCACUUUCAGUGAACCUUAUACUUGCACACCAAGGUCCCUCUGUUUUACAACAGUCCCCAGUGCCCUGCUGUUCACAGCAGAUUGCAAAGGUAGGACUUUCACUCUCACCCUCUGCCUCCUUUGACUACGCCAACUUGGAUACAAUUAGCCAAAUUGCUCUGAAUCCCAAUGGCUCUAAGCUUUUGGACGAGGCUCCCAUGUAGGAACUGGUCAAAGUCCAAAUUAAAGUCUAAUUUAACUGCACCACCCUCAUCGACACACAGCCACCUGCUUGUAAAUUCACUCAAACUAGUCAGACAUGACCUCCGACUACUAAAGGCUUGCUGACUCUCCCUUAUCAAUCCUUGCCGUUCCAAAUGCGGCUUACUGCUGACAUCGGAAUAUUUUCCAAAAAAUUGUUUUCCACUGACUGUGGACUCUCAGCCUCUGAUCUCUUGGAUCAACAAACAUGUGAUCCAGAUGAACUUCGCUCAGCGCCUCCACUCCAGUUCCGGAAACCCUGCUGUGGACCCAGUCCCAGUUGUGAGCUUCUCUGCAGACACCACUGUGUUGACAAUGUCAAAGGAAGCUGUUGAUUCCCGCACUGGUUUUUGGAGAAGUUUCCGCUGUCUGUCUCCCUCUGGCGGUCUUGGCAGUGGGUGAAUCUCGUUGUCCAGUGUGGGCUCCUGCUGUGCAGUGAAGGGGUUGGGGUGUCAUGGAGCCCUGCCGGGACACGGUGAGUGAACGAUGGCUGGUGUUCUAUCCAACCUGUACUACAGCGCACAAGAUGCGAAGGAUCUGGCGGAUGCUUAUCGCCGUGAAGGUGAGAAGGGUCUUCAAUCUGUCAUCCAGAGCAAAUCCAAGCAGUUCGCCAACGUGCAGUUUCGGAUUGCGGUGAUGGGUGAAUCCGGGGCGGGGAAAUCGACCCUGAUCAACGCCCUGCUCGGGUUGGAUGAGGCUGAAGGAGGGGCUGCCACAACGGGCUAUCAGGAGACCAGCACAGUAAUAACACCUUACUCCCACCCCACCCUCCGUAACGUUCGCUAUUAUGACUUCCCCGGACUGAACACGCCCAGAUUCCCAGUGAAAAAGUUCAUGAAGGAGACCAACUUUUCCCAGUGUGAUUUGGCCAUCAUUGUGACCGGCUCUCGGUUCACGGAGAACGACCAGUUACUGGCCAAGGCGCUGGAGAAGGCGGGUAAACCCUUCUACCUGGUGCGCUCUAAGAUCGACGACACUGUCAGGGCGGAGAGCCGCAAGAAGGGUUACAACCAGGAGGAGAUGUUCCUGCGUAUGAGGGAACAGUGCAUCUCCUCACUGAAGGCGGCAGGAAUACAAGAACCACGCGUUUUCUUCUAUUCCGCCUUUGACCUGGAUAAGUACGACUUCCCCAAGUUAAAGGAAACCAUGGUGUCCAAUCUCUCGGAGGUACAAAGGAAUUUAUUCCUGGUGUCUCUCCCCAACACAUCCGAAGCUGCGAUAGACAGUAAACGCGAUGCUCUGCGGCAUUUCAUCCAGAGUGUGGCCAUCGCCUCGGGGGUUAUCGGUGCAGUUCCCGUGCCGGGCUUGUCCCUGGCCUGUGACCUGGCCCUGAUUGGCUCGGGUAUCCUGUUCAUACGGAAGGAACUGGGUCUGGACGAUAGGUCUCUGGACAAACUGGCCCAGACAGUGGGGACAAGUGUGACGGUGCUGCGGAAAGAUACCAAGCAGGAAUGGGUGUUCGGGGAGAUCACCCGGGAGCAGGUGAUACUGUUGCUGCAGAGAAGCACCGCGGCGCUGGCUCUGACAGCUGCCGAGCCUUUCCUCGACUUUGUACCCAUUCUGGGCUCUUUCUUUGGGGCGACAACGUCCUUUGGGGUGACUCUCGUGAUGCUGACCAAUUCACUGGAUGUAAUGAUGGAAACAGCUAAAAUCGUCCUGAAAAAUGCCAAGGCAGCAGCUUCUGAAGCUCCUGGUAAUGUCGCAGGUUACCGAGGGCCGUAGACAGGGUGGCCCCGAUACCCUGUCCCCCUGGGACAUUCCUGUUCACCCUUUGUCCCAAGGAAUAUCCCCGGUGCCCCGUCCCGAGAAAAAUUCUCGUUAACCAUUUGUCCAAGGAUUAUCCCUGUUACCUCCCCCUGUACAAAAGGUCAUUCUUGUUCCAAUACCCUUGGAAGUAUCUCUGUUAACCCCUCCCAAGGAAUAUUCCUGAACCUCUGUUCCAAAGCAUGUCCUUGUUAUACCGUCCUGAUAUCCAUUACACGAUCUCAAAGUCUUUCUCAUACCCUGUCCCUAGUUGAAUUCCUGUUACCCUUCCGCCUGCCGGGAUAUUCCCUGUUAUCCCAAGAGUCAUUUAUACACAUUUGCUGCCUGACCCGCUGAACAGUCCCACCACUUCCAGAUUUAUCUCAGAUUUCCAGCAUCUGCAGCACUUUAUUUCAAAAUGCCUCACAGUUUAAUUUUCAUUCAGUAAUCCUGAUGUGGAUGUUUAAUGCCCUCCUUUUGUACGGAUUGUCACCUGUCUUAUAAUCCUCUCCUCUGAACUGUUGUGUAUUUCUAGCGUUUGAUGAUUUCAGUUUUGAUUUCCAACACCUGCAACAUUGCGUUUUUGUAGUUUCAAUAUUGUGAUCCUGAUGUCCGGAUAAAGUGUUGGAAUGUUGGUCAUUCCCCAUCGAUCUGUGGGAAAUGUCACUGGGUGCAGUGGGGGUGUGUUCACUCUGAAACACAAUUGGAUGGAGCUGUAAUUUCUCAGCAAUGGCCACCCUCGGGCUGACUGUCUUUCCCCUGGCCAGGACUGUCACUGCCUUGAAGAAGGGUCCUGACCCGAAACGUUGACCGCCUGCUUUUCUCCACAGAUGCUGCCUGGCCUGCUGAGUUCCUCCAGCAUCAUCUUGUUUUUAGUCUAGAUUCCAGCAUCUGCAGACCUUUGUUUCUCUGUCACUGCCUUUCAUGUAGGACAGGGUCACUGGAGGGUGACGCCAUUACCUGAAACCCCACAUUCAGACCAUCCAUAUCCUACCCGUUGUUGGCCACCCCUGUCCGGUGCAAAUUACUGCAGUUGGGCAACGCUUAAAUCCUGCCCUCCAUUCAGUGUCAGCUACCACAGUGGACCAGCAUUGAUCGAAGCUGAGGAACAGUAGGGUGCCCUGGUGUUUUAGUGGUGCCCAAAAUUCUUCCAGAGAAGGAAGCGACUGAGGGAAACACCCAGUUUAUUUUUCAUCACAAUUGUUAUCAAAACAAGCUUUAGUUGGAACGGAACAUGCUGGAUGGAGCCCAGCUCAGGGCAGUAUGGUUAAAUAUCCUGUCUACUCAUGAUGUGUGUGGAUAUCCCAGCCCUAUGGUAGUUCCAUGUCCCACUGCUGUGUGCAUUCUUUUACUCAUUUCCAGCAUGUGUACCGCUGACAGUGCCAGCAUUUUCUGCCUUGGACUAUUGGCUCCUCCGUUCAGAGUGCAGAAGGCCAAAAGAUUCCUUCCUUACGGGUAGCCAAUUGGGUUUUACUGACAACCAAGAAUGUUCAUGAUCACCCACACUGAACCUGCCUUCAAUCUCAAUGCAUUCAGUUCACUGAAUUUAAAUUCCUCAGCCCUACUGGGCUAAAAUGUGCAGGCACGGUCGUAUAGCGGUUAGCAUAACACUAUCAGAACACCAGCGACACAGGUUCAAUUCCGGUCACUGUCUGUGAGGCAUUUGUACGUUUUCCCCGUGUCUCUGUGGGUUUCCUCCCACAUUCCAAAGAUGCACGAAUUAGGAAGUUGUGGGCAUGCUAUGUUAGCGCCGGAAACUUGGCGACACCGGUGGUCUGCUCCCAGAACACUCUACGCAAAAGAUGUAUUUCACUGUGCUUUUCGAUGUACAUGUGACUAAUAAAGAUAUAUUAUCUACUGUGAUUUGAAAACAACCUCCUGGAUUAUUUUGUCCAAGUCUCGAUCCAGUAUGCAGACCUGGAGGUCACUGUACACACCAUCUUUCAUCAUAGCUUAAUUUAAUGUUUUUUUUCUGUUAGACUUUGAUGCACUUUUGAAUCAAGAAUAAAAUUCAGCCA